This is a messenger RNA of Mauremys reevesii (Reeves's turtle), 1970 nucleotides long. It is a transcript of the gene CLK3, whose product is annotated as CDC like kinase 3. The record is from RefSeq and is a predicted model, not a curated record. Gene Ontology annotation, molecular function: ATP binding; protein kinase activity. The transcript is spliced from 13 exons. The coding region runs from base 177 to 1649 and encodes 490 amino acids. Lineage: Eukaryota; Metazoa; Chordata; Testudines; Geoemydidae. Gene Ontology annotation, biological process: protein phosphorylation.
GUAACGGGUUGUCAGCAGGGAGGCGCUGCGCGCGCAGCUCGGGUCGUGCUUGGAAGAGGUGGCUGCGUGGUGCCCGCUCGCGCCGCAGGUCUAGCCGGAAGCGGAAGCAGCGGCGGCGGCGGCGGCGCAGGGCCUGAGCGGAUCCGCUGAGCGCAGCUCUGAGGGGGUGCGGGACGAUGCAUCACUGCAAGAGAUUUCAAUCCCCUGAGCAGGAGACCUAUAUGAGUCACAAAUGGAAGAGGAGGAGGUCUCAUAGCAGAGAGUAUGAAGGAAGACUGCGAUACCAGCCUCAAAGGGAUCUUCCAAGGAGAUCACGGUCUAGAAGCCACGAGAGGAUGCCUUACCAAAGGAGGUAUAGAGACAGACGGGAGAGCGAUAACUACAGGUUUGAAGACCGAAGCCCUUCUUUCGGAGAGGAUUAUUACUCUACCCGCUCACACCACUGCCGGAGAUCACGUGACAGAGAGCACCACCGAACAAGGAAGCACCAGCAUCGCUGCCGGAAACGCAAGACCAGGUCUUGUAGCAGUGCCUCAUCGAGAAGCCAACAGAGCAGUAAACGCAGCAGGAGCGUGGAAGAUGACAAGGAAGGUCACCUGGUGUGCAGAAUCGGCGAUUGGCUCCAAGAGCGAUAUGAGAUUGUCGGCAGCCUAGGUGAAGGCACUUUUGGCAAAGUUGUGGAGUGUGUGGACCAUGCCAGAGGUAAAUCCCAGGUGGCACUGAAAAUUAUUAGAAAUGUGGGAAAAUACCGGGAAGCAGCCAGACUGGAAAUUAAUGUCCUAAAGAAAAUUAGAGAGCGAGACAAGGACAACAAAUAUUUGUGUGUCCUGAUGUCCGAUUGGUUCAACUUCCAUGGCCACAUGUGCAUCGCCUUUGAGCUUCUGGGCAAGAACACUUUUGAAUUCCUGAAGGAGAAUAACUUUCAGCCAUAUCCCCUCCCCCAGAUCCGGCACAUGGCAUACCAGCUCUGCCAUGCCUUGAGAUUUUUACAUGACAACCAGCUGACUCACACUGACCUCAAACCUGAAAACAUCCUCUUUGUGAAUUCCGAUUUCGACACCAUGUACAAUGAGACCAAGAGCUGUGAGGAGAAAUCUAUUAGGAACACAAACAUCCGUGUGGCUGACUUUGGAAGCGCCACCUUUGACCAUGAGCAUCACACUACUAUUGUUGCUACUCGGCAUUACCGCCCGCCAGAGGUGAUUCUGGAGCUGGGCUGGGCACAGCCGUGUGAUGUCUGGAGUAUUGGCUGCAUUCUGUUUGAGUAUUACCGUGGCUUCACACUCUUUCAGACUCAUGAGAAUCGUGAGCACCUUGUAAUGAUGGAAAAAAUCCUUGGGCCAAUCCCAUCUCAGAUGAUCCACAAAACCCGGAAACAGAAGUACUUCCACAAGGGGGGCCUGGUAUGGGAUGAGAACACAUCAGAUGGAAGAUACGUCCAAGAGAACUGCAAACCACUGCGGAGCUACAUGCUGUAUGAUUCACCGGACCAUGUGCAGCUGUUUGACUUGAUGAGAAGGAUGUUAGAGUUUGAUCCUUCCAAGAGGAUCACAUUCUCUGAAGCUCUGCUGCACCCGUUCUUUAGUGGCCUGUCUCCAGAGGAAAGGAUGCUGUGUAGUCGAGUCUCGAACCGUGACCUGAGCAGAUGACAGAUGGGUGGGUGGUGAUGCCUGCUGGAUAUGAACAUACUCCUGGAUGGGUCUGACCUCUGCUGUAGAGGCUCCAAUCAGCCCUCCUGUAGCAGAGAGUUGAGAGGUACUGGUGCAAUGUGAUAUGGACCCUGGGCAUGGGAGGGGGGAGGAGAAAGCUACAUGGAAAGCACAGAUGUCUCAUAUUUAUAUGUUGUAAAGUUAAAAUAAAGUGUUUCUUAUUGUUUGAUAAUUUACUUGUAGGAAUGUGUCCAGCUAUUUUUUUGCUCCCACCCUGCCAUAUUUUUUCUGUUAAAUAAAGAGUGGUUUUAUAUUUCUCCA